UGCCACGCGGGAGGCCCGGGUUCGAUUCCCGGCCAAUGCAACAUUAAUUUUUCCUGCUUAAAAAAAAGGAACGUUGUUUUUAUGAAAUAAGAAGCUGCUUGUGCCCCCUUUGCCUUCUCUCUCCUCCUCCAGUAUCACAACAUAUACAGAGAGAUAUAGAGUGAGAGGAGAGGCCUCAGCACCGUGCUCUGUUGGGAGGAGGACGCCGGGGUCCUGGUGGUGAAGUCGGGCGAGGAGGAAGCGUCAGCAAGCAGAGGCCUCCUCGUGCAGGAGAACUGAGGAGGCCUCGUCGCAUAGCUGUGCCGGCAGGACGAGGCGGAGGGGGCUGAAGAGGACACGAUGGAAGUGAAAGAUGGAAAUGCAGCCCUUCUCAGCAAUUACGAGGUCUACAAGUUGCUGACUGAUCUUAAGCAGCAGCGCCGGGAGACUGGAAAAAGCAAACAGAGUUCUGGCCAGCAGAAUCUGAACACUAUCAUGUAUGAAACACUAAAGUACAUAUCUAAAACUCCAUGUAAAUUCCAGAGUCCUGAGAUUGUAACAGAUUUUCUCAUAGCACUGAAAAACCACAAGUUAACAAAAGCAGAAAAGUUACAGCUUCUCAACCACAGGCCUGUGACUGCAGUUGAGAUCCAGCUGAUAGUAGAGGAAAGUGAAGAGAGGCUAACAGAAGAGCAAAUCGAAUCUCUGCUCCAGACCGUCACAAGCAUCCUUCCGGGAGAUCCGGAGCAAGAGGAACAGCGGCAGUCUGCCAUGGCCGUGGAGGAAGAAGGAGAUCGGGAAUAGAGCGGCGUCUCCUUGACCAAAAUGAGCAUUCUUUCCCAAAUCUAAGAACCAACUGCCUGUUUCACUUGCAGCAAGGAUCUGGCAACCCCCCCCCCCCCUCCGCCGCCAUGAUAGACUUAAAUACAAACCCCUGUUGAAUUGUUCUUACGUCACCGCAGCAGGCGUUGUUUUCAACAUACAUUUUUAAAAAUUUG
Molecule: messenger RNA, 977 nt
Organism: Eublepharis macularius
Lineage: Eukaryota; Metazoa; Chordata; Lepidosauria; Squamata; Eublepharidae
Gene: CRCP
Product: CGRP receptor component
Exons: 6
Coding region: 340-783 (147 amino acids)
Biological process (GO): transcription initiation at RNA polymerase III promoter
Cellular component (GO): RNA polymerase III complex
Molecular function (GO): nucleotide binding
Source: RefSeq, a predicted model, not a curated record